AUGGCUCAGUACUAUCAAAUCGUGGAACGCGAAGAUCUAAAGAAUAUGUAUCCGCAACUUAACCUUGAUGAAGGAAUCCAGCUCGUUAUGGGCGAUGAAGUGCAGUUUGGCCAGCAACAAGUGAUCCUGUCGCAGGAGCCAACGAACGAUCUGCAGCUGCAACUUGGUGGCGACUCCAAUAACCAACAUCUUCAGCAAAUCGUGUACCAGGCCUCGCCGCAGACGGCACCGCCACCACAGCAAAUACCUCUGCAACAGCAGCAGCCACAGCCGCAACAAAAUAUUCUCGAAUCGAAUUAUCUGGUGCAGCAAGACGAUGGAACCAUGACUGACGCGUUCGUUGGCGGCACUGCUCAACAAAUGCCCCCUCAACUGACUCCUCAGGCGCCAAUGGCACAGCUUCCACAAACGCAGCAACCACAGAUUUAUUACACCGAUGACACAAACGGGCAGAUGGUGCACACGGGAAAUGUUGCGCAAAAUCACGAGUUGAUGCAUGAUAACUCGCAACCAUCCACACUUCAUACCAUGCAGACGGCUGCUGAACAGCAGUUACAAAACCAGCAACAGAUCGCCAAUGUAUUUCAGCAACAACAACAACAGCAGCAACAAACGAUGCACGGGCAGCAACAGCCCGCACAGCCUGGCACCGCAGGCAAUGCGAUACUAAACCAGAGUGGAAUGCGUCACUUGCUUUUGGUUACGAAAAGUCCCCAGUCUCAGAUCGGCGUGAGUCAGCCCCAACAACAGCCCCCUUCUCAGAAGACCCAAGCCAUUCAAGUUCAGUCGUCAAUGGCGCCUCAAUCAUCGUUGCUCGUGCAGCAGCAACCACCUCAGCAAACGCAGGCUCAACAACAGCCAGUUAAGAUUACUACGGUUGUGCGAGCCCCGUGCGUAAAAGUUAUGGCUCCCUCAGUUAGGGCUUCGGCACCUGGUGUAGCACCGGCACAGCAGCCACAACCGCAGCAGCAACAGCCAACUUUACAAAUUACGGGACGAGGAAACUACGUCUUCACAAAUCCACGUCAGAAGUUUUUGACGAUCAAUCGUCCACCGGCGACACCGAGACUGGCAAUCUUCCGGACCGGUACCGUCAGUGGACCGCUGGGUCAACAACCAUUAGUUGUCACCCAAGCAUCUGCCGCUGCUGCCAAGUCGCUGGUCGCGUCUACCGCUCCCGGUGGCGAUACCGAGCUGGUCGAUUUGGAGGAUAGCAUUCAAGCUGUAUUUUUACAGAAACGAUCUUCUGAUGCUACGAAAUCGCCGUCAGUAGCUUCGACACCCGCUUCGAGCGGUGUCGCUCCUGGACUUAUCUACCAAUCACAGCAACCUGCACAACAGCAGCAAAUGAACCAACAAGUUGCAAUUCCGGUGCAGUCACAGCUUCCGGUGGCGUUGGCGGACGGUACUGCUCCGGAAGGGUCGACCAGCUUCAUUCCGUUGCCCGAUGGGCGGUUGGUGACGCCGGCUGCGUACCGGACGUUCCAGGAAAAGCAACACCUUCGCCAGCAGGAAGCACGAAUUGGCGGCUUUAACCAGCAAUUGCGUGUGAGGAUGCCGCAGCGAACCAUGGUCGCGAUUAGGUCGCGAGCGCCGUUGGGUCGGCAAACGGUUGCAAUGCACGUCCCACAGCAACCGCCUACAUCUGUGCAACAAAACGUCACGCUAUCAUCCACGCCAAUACAGCAACCUAUACAGAUUCCUUCUAAUCAACUGUUGCAGACGAUGAAUGUCGGACAGUCUGGUUUACAGCAAAUGCAGCAACUGCAAACGGUGUCCCUUCAACCAUCGGGUCUCGCACCGUCGGUGCUCCAAGUCGUACAGGAGCCAAUUCAAGUCGUACAGGAGCGCGAAAGUGCACGGAUGUUGGUUAUCCUGCAGAGCGGUGAACAGCGGUUGAUUACGUUUACGCUGCCAAAGGAAAGCUGCACAGUCCAGGAGUUGCUGGAGCAGGUGGGAGUGCAGUACUCUCCCGACAGCAACAUCAAGUGUAUCGCAAACCUGGGCGGGGAAAUCGACUACAUCGUCUGUGUGGGUCUUGACACGGAGGAAACGAACGAAGUUAUCAAACAGGCAGAGAAUACCAUCAAAAACCAUCAGCUGCACAACUUGCAGCAACAACUCCAGAUGCAAGAACAGCACUCGCUUCAGCAACAACUGCUGCAUCAGCAGCAACAGUUGCUACCGACGGCCGGUAUAAUGCAGCAGGGACAUCUUCCCCAGCAGGUGACAGUCACUCUACAACAUCAGUUACAACCGCAGCAACCACCGCAACUGCCUGUGCUUUCGGCACAACAGUCGGCACCGUUACGAUUCAAUGAUAGCUUCUGUCAAACGAUAACAACCGGCGGGGUCACGUUAUCAACUGGCGACUCGAAAGGAGCACUUAUCGAUGGUGGUACGCCCGAAGCUAAACGUGAACCACCGGUGAAACUGGUGAAAGGUUUUCUGGCAGUCUGCGCAUCCUGUGGUUACACGGGAGCCGAUCACGCCAAAUGCCAGCGGUGUCGGCGAAUAUUUACCGAGGCCCCGAGGCGUAUCGCCGAACCGGAAAAGGGAUCUCCAGCUUCGUUGAACCCGCCACCACUCAUACCAACGGUCACUUCGACUCCGAUCGUGCCAAGAAAGUACGACAUCUACGGUAAAAAGCAGUCGAUGAGCAUCAUUCUGGCAAUGCGCGGCCGAGGCGGAUCUCGGAGCGGUCGCGGACGAAGCCGCAACGCAGCGAUGGUUAGCAAGUAUGCCGAUGCGGAACCGGUUGUCUUUACGCUGAGCAGUGAUGAUGAAGAUUCCACUUCCGCCGACCGAUCGAAAACCAUCUAUAAAUCCAUAAACAACAUUUCCAAGUUGAACGCAUCGCAGUCGUCGGAGAAGCGAGAACCUCUGCCGUGCGAACCAAUCAUCGGCGACGAUAAACCCCGGUUGGAUGUCACAGACGUGAAGACUCUUCCCGACGGGCAGAUUACCCAGCUCGACUGUUCGACCAUUCGCAUCGGUUCGCUCAAGUAUGAGGCCAACGAGAAGGUCACGCUCUCGUCGAAAGGAAUGCGGAUUGUAGCGCCGAACGUAAAGCGACCGACCGAGUUCGUCAGCUUGGAUUUGCAGAUGCACGAAAUUGUAAAGGUUGUGGUACACUUCUCGAAGGCACUCAACACAAUGUUUGUCUACACGUUGCCCUCGUGCGGGCAGUACGUCCGCCAGCACUUGGAGAUGGAUCUGAGCGAAGAGAAGCUUCCGUACUUUAGUCCAAUCAGUCGCACGAACGAAACGCACAAACGAAUUACACUUGUGAUGGAACGUAUCACUGAAGAAUCAAAAUCAAUUCUUAAGAACAUCUUCAUUGGCCAGCAGCUGGAGGAGAUAAGUGUGCGCGAUGCGAACGAGCUGCUGCUUCGGUGUUCACCGGUCCGUUCCGCAUCGCCGGCGUCCGGUGAUGGCAAUGGUAGCCACGCAAAUGGCAUCGACAGCGCUGGAAUGCUGGAUGCCACUGAAAUUCGCAAGAUACUCAUUUACCCACCAGGCAAGGGUGGUAUUUCGAUCAACACGGAGGAUUAUAUGUGCUUGGCGAUCGAUCAAUACUUGAACGACGUGAUUAUAGAUUUCUAUCUGAACUACUUGCGCCUGGAGCUGCUCAGCGAGAAAGCGCGCAGCGCCGUGCACAUCUUUAGCUCGUUCUUUUACAAUCGGCUUACGACGGUUUCGUCACGCCAACGAGGGCACAACCGAGAUCAGAAGCAAACGGCGGCUCAAAAGCGACAUACCCGUGUCGCUAGCUGGACCAAGCGGGAGAACAUUUUCGAUCGUGACUUCAUCGUCAUUCCUAUCAACGAGCAAUCGCAUUGGUUCUUGGCAAUCAUUUGCUUUCCCGGACUGGAGGGGCCAAUUUCGAUGACCAGCAAUGUACCGACGCCGGUUCGCAAAGCAAAGUCUGGUGUGAAAUCGACACCAAAAGCGACGAAGCCGCCUGGCAACGUUUCGUUGCAGAUCGGUAGCACAACAAUUACGCCCGUUUCUAAGCGCGACCUGGAAUCGAUCAAUCUGGGCGAGGACGAUGACUGCGAUGAGCGGGAUGAAGCCGAAGGAGACGAAAGUGAGCUGGCCAGCGAAACGGAGGAAACGGAGGAUGAGGAACCCACGGAUGCACGGACAGCCGUCAAACAACCAUGCAUUUUAAUAUUUGAUUCGCUAACCGGUGCAUCACGUAGUCGGGUAGUGGCGACACUGCGUGACUAUCUGACGUGCGAGUAUCGGGUGAAGAUGCCGGGCAAACCACCAAAGCUCUUCAACAAACUCAACAUGCCGGGCCACUGUGUGAAGGUGCCACAGCAAAACAACUACACUGACUGUGGCCUGUACUUGCUGCAGUACGUGGAACACUUUUUCCUACAUCCUAUUAAGGACUACAACCUUCCAAUCAAGCAGCUUCAAAACUGGUUUGACACACUCACCGUUACGAAGAAGAGGGAAGAUCUGUCGAACCUGCUCAAAGAGUUAAUCGGUAAACACAAUCCAAAGGAGCUGCCAUUGCCCAAAAUAGAAUUUCCCACACAGGACGGAAGAUUGAUUGUAGAACCGGAAGACGGUUUAAAUGAUCCCGAGUUCGAGGAGGAAGAGAUGGAAGAUGAGGAGUUCCAUACCGAUCUGAACAACGCUACCGACGCCGACGAACAGCAGCAACCACUAGCCGAUACCGAGGCGGACGGCGAUACCGAGAAUAGCAACCCACCCAACAACGUCACUCUGGCCUCGUCUGGUACUAGUCUCAUCAAAAUGCUCGUUCCGAAGCGCACUUAUCCCAUCACGAGGCCCGUCAGACACACGUUCCUGAGUCGUAGCGUCGGCGGCGUCAGCGCAACAGGGGAAGGGGACGAACCGCUUACUUCGCUGGUGAGCUUGAAGCGACCGAUGGAGGUUGCGGCUGCGGUUGCCAAACAGCAAUCAACAUCCGAAAGCAUUAGUAACAGGUCUAAACAGCCACGGCUUACAGAUAGUUCCGGUAGGAUCGUAUCUUAGACUCAAAACGGCGAUGCAGGAUGCGCAAGGAUUCGGCCGAUUAUGGAUUCCGCGGUGAUGACUUGAAAUAUACUGUGACAUAACAAACGUAGCUUAUGUUGCGGUUCGGUAGAAGGGAGAUAGUUCAGAGACUAAUUUUCUUUUUAUUUUUAUGCGACCGGUAUUAUAGUUAUUCUUGUUCUAUUCCUAUUAUUCGAUUGGCCGUCAUUUUUCGUUUGUUGUGGUCGCCAACUACGUAAGCAGCCAAUGUCUGCCAGAUGGCGUUAACCGCGGGCCUUGCCUAGGUCACAGCCGGUUUUAGUUGCUCAGCGCCGCUAAUCCCAUUAUUGAAUGGUUUGUUGUGCUCGCGCCCAUCGUCACCGCAUCGAUCGUUAGGCUUGUGAUGCAGGAAAUUCACAGAAUUCAUAUUCCUAUUCAUUCAUAGUAAGCUUUGUUUUGCUCAUUACAUAUGUUGAUUAAUCCGAAUUACGUUUAUUGUAUGUAUCGGUGCGACUGCGACGUAGGUGUGUAAAUAAAUCCGUAAUCCGUUUUGACUCUAUA
This is a messenger RNA of Anopheles bellator, 5553 nucleotides long. RefSeq lists its product as uncharacterized. The coding region runs from base 1 to 5013 and encodes 1670 amino acids. The transcript is spliced from 13 exons. Gene Ontology annotation, biological process: protein desumoylation. The record is from RefSeq and is a predicted model, not a curated record. Gene Ontology annotation, cellular component: cytoplasm; nucleus. Gene Ontology annotation, molecular function: SUMO-specific endopeptidase activity. Lineage: Eukaryota; Metazoa; Arthropoda; Insecta; Diptera; Culicidae.